UUUCACACUGUUUUCAUUGUUCAACUCAUCAAGAGGUGUUACACACUGCGUGUAUCAUUAGGAGUAAUUCACAAUUCUAUGUCACAAGAUUUUCUUUUCUUUUCAGCGAUCGAAGAAGCGGUGCAGUGACCUAUAUGAAUUGAUGUGAUAGAUAAUUUUAAUUUGUGUGAACUAAAAUUAAUUUAUUCCAUGGAUAUUAAACCACCUCCUUCUGGCCGAGGUGGCUAUAAUUUCUACCAAUCAUCGGAGGUUACUGGGACAGAGUAAAAAUAUAUAGGGAGAGAUUAUCUAACAAAACAUGACAUAUUGAUCACGGAGAAUUGUUUACAAACAAAACGGAUAGUGAUCGGACAAUGAACACCAAGCAAUGCAGCUGCAGCUCAGUGACGGCCCUGGUUCCUCCCUCGCCCUGCCCCAGCGAAAGCCCGGAUGUCCAUUUUACACUGACAACUUCAGCAAGUGAGAGUUCCAUCGCAAGAAAGCGAAGCUCCGACUCCUCCAGUUCCGAAAAGAGUUACAUGUCUUCGGAAAGCUCCAGUUCUUAUCCUACAUUAUACAGAGCUGUCACUUUGUCAUUGUUAAUCCUUUGCAUCGCUUUGACAGCAUCCGUCGUCUCUUUGUUUCUUUUAAUAUCUGAUCUCAGAAACAAACUUGCCAAUGAAAUCGAAAAUCAAAACAGCAGGCAAAUAUGUGUUCCUUGUGCAGACUUAAAGUUUGGACCAUUUCCCGAGGAUAACACCCAUCUCUCUAAACUUAUGAGGAAGGUAGUUAACGGAGUAGAAGUUUGUUGUGGAGGGACACCAAAUCAGACGUCGGCCAUUCUGAGAUUGGUGUUUGAGAAAAGGAAGAACGUCACACAUGCGAGAGCCAUGAUACAAGGACAAGAAAGUUUAAGAGCACGAGCCAAUGCAACUCAAAGGAACCAAAAUGAUGUCGCUGCGCACCUUUUGAUUGGUCCUCAAUUUGCAGCCAUGAGUUCCGAAUUGGGCCAAGCAGCUGUGCGAAACUGGAUGACCGCUGACCCAAUAGCGCACGUCAAAGGUAUGCAGUUAGGUCACGACCGGAUUCGUAUCAACAGUUCUGGGCUUUACUAUAUAUAUAGUCAAGUUUACUUCCUGUCUCAGUACUUUGGCGGGAAAAGUUCUGGCGCCACAACGCUGUAUCACUACGUGUACAGAUAUAACGUGAUUUACCCCAACGGCGGCGAGGAACUUCUCCUGAAAAGCAUAAGAACACAGUGCUGGGAACGGAAUAAGGACUAUGACGAUUACACAAGCUUCACAGGCGGUGUGUUCCGAUUAAAUGUGGGUGACGAAAUUUAUGUUAAGGUUUCGAACAUUAGUCAGGUUUCUCAAGACCCUAAAGCAACUUUUCUUGGUAUGUUUAAAUUAGGAUGAAAUGCAAAAUACCAUUAUGUUGGAAUGGUUUGUAGGUUAUAAUGUCAAAUCCCAUGACAACAAAGUUUAUGAAAUGGAAUCUGGAUAUUCCAAUAAGAUUUCGUCACACGCAUACUAUUAUAGUUUAAGUAAAAAGUGCGUUCAAAGACCAUUGAUGGCGUAACUUGUACAAGUAUUAUACCCCACC
Saccostrea cuccullata (small rock oyster) is the source of this 1584-nucleotide messenger RNA. Its product is annotated as tumor necrosis factor ligand superfamily member 10-like. Gene Ontology annotation, molecular function: tumor necrosis factor receptor binding. Gene Ontology annotation, cellular component: membrane. The transcript has 5 exons. The record is from RefSeq and is a predicted model, not a curated record. Bases 354 to 1397 code for a protein of 347 amino acids. Lineage: Eukaryota; Metazoa; Mollusca; Bivalvia; Ostreida; Ostreidae. Gene Ontology annotation, biological process: immune response.